Molecule: messenger RNA, 789 nt
Organism: Vigna radiata var. radiata (mung bean)
Lineage: Eukaryota; Viridiplantae; Streptophyta; Magnoliopsida; Fabales; Fabaceae
Product: WRKY transcription factor 42-like
Exons: 4
Coding region: 41-682 (213 amino acids)
Biological process (GO): regulation of DNA-templated transcription
Molecular function (GO): sequence-specific DNA binding; DNA-binding transcription factor activity
Source: RefSeq, a predicted model, not a curated record
UAACGUGAAGAAGCCAUGGCUGUUCUUACACACUGGUAAAAUGAAUAACCAAGUAACACCAGAAGAAGCAAAAAUCGUAGAAGAUCAAGCAUUUGAGGCUUCUUGCAAGAAAGCUAGAGUGUCUGUAAGAGCACUGUCAUCAGAAUCUUUGAAGGGAGAUGGGUGUCAAUGGAGAAAAUAUGGACAAAAGAUAUCAAAGGGUAACCCUUGUCCUCGGGCCUAUUAUCGUUGCAACAUGGGAACAUCAUGUCCAGUUCGCAAACAGGUUCAGAGGUGUGCUGCAGAUGAAAGUGUUGUCAUUACAACCUACGAAGGGACUCAUAAUCAUUCACUCCCUCCGCCAGCUAGAUCCAUAGCUUCCACAACAUCAGCAGCACUCACCAUGUUCCUUUCUGGCUCCACCACUAGUUCAGCUUCUACCUUCUAUCCAUCUGCAUCAUCAUGUCCCACUGUAACACUUGACUUAACCCAGCCCACUAAGAACUACCUCAAAUUCCCUCUUUCACUCAAUGCUUACCCUCACAACUAUGAAGGAUUACCCUCAGACAAACACCUUUCCUUGGUCCAUCUUCUUAGUGCUGCCAUCACUAGGGAUCCUUCUCUUAGGGCAGCAUUAGAAGCAGCCGUUUCCUCUAUGAUUGCAGAUUCUCAGAACAUCAACAACCACGGCCCUUCUUCUUAGAUGUCCGUUCAAGUUUCACAGAUCUUAAAUGUUGUAAGUGUAAUAUCGAUAUUUUAUGCUAUUUCUGGCAAAUAAUCAUAAGCAUGUAGAGAGUUUUUAAUCUUCAA